AUGUGCUGCCUGUUGCCGCCCGUUGCUGCGUGUGCAUGUGCUGCCCGCUGCUGCCUGCUGCUGCCCGAGCCUGUGCUGCCCGUUGCCGCCCGUUGCUGCCUGUGCUUGUGCUGCCCGUUGCCGCCCAUUGCUGCCCGUGCCUGUGCUGCCCGUUGCCGCCCGUUGCUGCCCGUGCCUGUGCUGCCUGUUGCCGCCCGUUGCUGCCCGUGCCUGUGCUGCCUGUUGCUGCCCGUGCCUGUGCUGCCUGUUGCCGCCCGUUGCUGCCUGUGCCUGUGCUGCCCGUUGCUGCCUGUUGCUGCCCGUGCCUGUGCUGCCCGUUGCUACCUGUUGCUGCCUGUGUCUGUGCUGCCCGUUGCCGCCCGUUGCUGCCCGUGCCUGUGCUGCCCGUUGUCGCCCGUUGCUGCCCGUGCCUGUGCUGUCUGUUGCCGCCCAUUGCUGCCCGUGCCUGUGCUGCCUGUUGCUGCCCGUGCCUGUGCUGCCUGUUGCCGCCCGUUGCUGCCUGUGCCUGUGCUGCGCGUUGCCGCCCGUUGCUGCCCGUGCCUGUGCUGCCUGUUGCUGCCUGUUGCUGCCCGUGCCUGUGCUGCCCGUUGCCGCCAGUUGCUGCCCGUGCCUGUGCUGCCCGUUGCCGCCCGUUGCUGCCCGUGCCUCUGCCGCUGGGGGGGGGGGGGGGGUGGGUGUGAGGGUGUGGGGGAGCUGGGGGAGAGGUGCUAG
Messenger RNA from Closterium sp. NIES-65, 711 nucleotides. NCBI's taxonomy places the organism in Eukaryota, Viridiplantae, Streptophyta, Zygnematophyceae, Desmidiales, Closteriaceae. The record is from the annotation of a GenBank genome assembly.